Molecule: messenger RNA, 4157 nt
Organism: Dryobates pubescens (Downy woodpecker)
Lineage: Eukaryota; Metazoa; Chordata; Aves; Piciformes; Picidae
Gene: IRAG1
Product: inositol 1,4,5-triphosphate receptor associated 1
Exons: 23
Coding region: 179-2722 (847 amino acids)
Source: RefSeq, a predicted model, not a curated record
GUGCCAAAGGCCUGUGCAGACUCAGAUCUUCACCCACAUCCACUCUUCCUGUGACAUGCACCACCAAGGAAUUUGAAUGACUAAUUUAUGAGGUCUGUUCCUUAACUAUCCGAUACUCUCAGCAGUGCAUGAUCCUGUUAGUCCACACUGCAGUUCCACGUGCUUCACGCUGUCCACCAUGCCAACCUUACCUGAAGACAAGGGACAAUCAAAAGAGGCACAACACAACAGUUCUCCUCCAGCCAAAGACACUACUGUUGGAGGGACAACAUGCAGCACACCUUCUAUUGUUCUUCCAGAGAAUGCUGUUACAGCAGAUGUGGGAAUCGAUACAAAUCUGAUUAACAGGCCUCGUAGUCCUCAUAGAAGACAUUCUAACCGUACCACUAGGAGUCCAACAAGGUCAUUGACUUCUGUUGACAACAGUGGUCAUGUGAUUGACCUGGUAAAUGAUCAGCUACCAGAUGUCAAAAUAUCAGAGGAAGAGAAAAAGAAGAAUCUUGAGUUACUAGAAGAAGCAAAGAAAGUGAGCGAGAGGUUUCUGAUGCGCAGAGGAAGGAAGUCAAGAAGCAGCCUUCCAGAGUCACCCACAGCAGUUUCCCCUACACUUAGCCCUAAAGUUUCACCAGUAGCAUCUCGGAGCAACUCUCUCACUCUUCCAAUCCCAUCAGGGUCUGAGGCAUGCACAACUGCUAACAUUGAGUCAGUGUCUCCAGGGCAGAGUAACAGAACUGUGAAAGAGGAUGAAAGGCAAACUGCAGAGAAUGCUGCAAAAGGAUUAAUUGAUCGAAGACAGAAUGAUCAAAGAAAGAUUUCUCAGGGAAGGUUGGUUCCUCGCUCUGCUGGUUUUGAAAACUCCAAAGAGAAGCUAUCAGAACAGAAAGAAAAUUUUGAUCCUCGUAAAUACAUGGAUACAUUACCUAAAUGCUCCCCUUCAGGUGGUGAUGGUGGCAGAAUGUCUCUUAACACUUGCAUGAAUGCUUGUGAAAAUGAACUUGGAAAAUCAUUCCUCAAGAAAGUAAAGGAAAAUGAUGUUCCUUUAAGAUCCCAUCUACCAGGACCAGGCAUAGGAAGUAUAGACUCAAAUCUAAAAAUUCCUGUUCCAGAAAUAAGGGACCAUAAAGUUUCAUGUAAACCAGAAUUUAAACUGUGUGGAUUGAGACCUCCUCUGCUAAGGGCUGUAUCAUGGGAUAGCUUGGAGCCUGGACAGAAAGAUAAAACACCUUUAAAAUUAACAUCUGAGGAAGAUAAAAGCUUUGUUGUUGGUAAUAAAUCUGGCAAUCAGUUAAAAGCAUUCAAAGACCUUCAGAUCCAAGUUCAACCAGUUCGAAUGCAGAAACUGACAAAGCUCAGAGAGGAGCAUAUUUUGAUGAGAAAUCAAAAUUUGGUUGGACUUAAACUUCCUGAACUUAGUGAAGCAGCUGAACAGGAAAAAGGUCCUUCACCGCUCCCUUCCCCCACUGAAGAGGAAGAAUCAAAGCCUAGCUCUGAUGUCAUGCCCAGCAUUCCUGAUGUAUUGCUGCGAAAGCUGCGAGUGCACAAAUCGCUUCCAGGGAGCUCCCCUCCACUUACUGAAAAAGAAGUCGAGAAUGUAUUUGUACAACUUUCCUUGGCCUUUAGAAAUGAUAGUUAUACCUUGGAAUCUAGAAUUAAGCAAGCAGAGAGAGAGAGAAAUAUUACUGAAGAGAAUGCUGAGAAGGAACUGGAAAACUUUAAAGCAGCCAUUACGUCUUCGGCUCAUUUAUGGCAUCACUAUGAGCACAGGGAAGCUUACCAGAAGCUAUUGGAGGAUAUUGCUGUUCUGCGGCGUUUAGCUGCUAGGCUCUCUAGUCGUGCUGAGAUGGUUGGAGCUGUUCGCCAGGAGAAGCGUAUGUCAAAGGCAACAGAAGUAAUGAUGCAGUACGUGGAAAACCUGAAAAGAACAUAUGAAAAGGAUCAUGCUGAACUAAUGGAGUUCAAGAAACUUGCCAAUCAGAAUUCUAGCAGGAGCUAUGGUGCAUCUGAAGAUGGAGUACCUCGUUCAUCUAGAUCCAUGUCUCUUACUGUUGGAAAGAAUAUGCCUCGGAGGAGAGUCAGUGUUGCUGUUGUUCCUAAAUUUAAUUCCUUAAACAUUCCUGGUCAGUCACCAACAGCUUCACCUAUACCUUCAAUGCCAUCCCUGUCUGAAUCACCUGGUAACGGAAGGAGCAAUCUAACAUCUACUCCUGUUCUGCCAGCACUUUUAGAAAAUGGAAAGACUAAUGGAGAAUCUGACUGUGAAACCUCUACUUCUGUGCUAACACAGAGUGGAUUGGAAGAGAUAAAUCCUGAAACUAAAGCCAAGAUAGAAGAGGAAGCAUAUAACAAAGGCUAUCAGGAAGGCUUGAAGAAAACCAAAGAACUUCAGGAACUGAAGGAAGAAGAUGAAGAGACACCAAAGGAAAGUCCUGAUGAACAUGAAGAAAGUGAUAAUGAACAUGAGAUAAAAAACCUGAAAAGCAGCAGACUUGAAGUCAUCAUUAAUUAUUUACAUAUACUGUACCCCAAACUGUAUAAACACUGGAAUGUGGUAUGGCUUGUGGUGGCUGCAAUAAUCAUUUUUGCUAUGGUGUUGGGAAUCUACCAUUCAUACAACUCCUGUGAUGAAAAAUCAGAAGGACCUGAAGGGAAGGCCAGCUGUUCUGCAGCCCAUCAAAAUUCCUGGUGGAAUUCAGGAUUUCAACAUGAGCAACAUGCUGAAUAAUAAAAGGAGCAACCAUGUAUUUAUGGUACCUGAGCAAUUAUAUGCUCAAUUCUAACCACAAUACCAACAUCAGUGUGAUACUUGAUUGCACUUGUGUCUUGCAUUCUUCUGGCACUUCUGAGUGACUAACAGGUCUGUUCACCAUCUGAGGGCUAAGUAUGUUAUGAAGUACUGUAAUUUCAGUUCAGAUGCUGUUAGUAUUCUCUUCUUUUGGUGUAAACACUGAACCUCAAGCUAACUAUGAAAGAAAAGAAGUUUCUAACUCGGUCAGAAAUUUAAUUCACAUUUCUGGCACUAGUAGCAGAUAUACUGCUGGUGAAUUUUGUUUGUUACCUCUUUAAACACAUGUUUCUUAAGAGAUAUUUAUAUAAUGGAAAAAGAAAAUAAAAAGCUGACCACUACCACUUAGUGGUAGGUCUAUAAGCAGUUGUGAGAUUUGUUCUUAAUUUGAAGUAUAUAUUGUUGAGGAAUAGUGUGCUUAAGGAAGUUCAAAAAGGAUAGUAGGGAAGUGUCAUUUGGUCUAAAAUUGUAAUUGGUAAAGUAUAAGACAGCAGAAGGUUUCUUGCAAAUUACUUGGUAUGUGUAUGGUUCAGUUAGAAUAUCUGACUAUGGAGAACUAGGGGGACAUUUUAUGUACUUACAGGGUUGAAGAAGCUUGUCAGUUUUCUUUGAAUACUUUAUUAAAAUCAGCUUCUAUGAUUUAAUAUUCUUUACAAAUAAUGCUGGUAACUUCAUAAGGCCAUAAAAAUCAAAAGGAAAUAGGCCUAAAAUUCAGAAUUCUCUGUGCCAAAAAUUAUAGCACGUAUUUGAUUAUGUGAUUGUGGAAAUGUUGAGCUGCAGUGAGAAAAGUGAUUAACAGUGCUUAUAAUCUAAUUAAAUUGCUCUAGAGUCUGCACCUAUGUGGGUUCAACACUUUAAGUAUGUAUAGAAGGUUAUUGAUAUGAACAGAAUCCUUGAUCUCCUUAAUGUUACUCAUGUGCUAAGUUUUGGGGUUUUUUGGUCAGUGAGUGAACAAGGACUCCAUCCUCUCUUGAAAUUCAGCACACUGACUUUUUGUGAACUUAGUGCACAAGAGUGAAUUUCCACAAACAGUUGCACUGAUUUGAACUGAACUACUUGCACAUCUAAGACAAGUACUAUUUAGCCAUAAAGUUAUUAAUUGUUGUGAAGAAUUAACUGAAACAGGCAAAACAUUUUAACAGGGAUGGAAAGAUGAAGAGAAAGUUUAUUUUUAAAAGAAUUGUUGUUCUUUUUAUAACUACUUUGAGCAAACUGUUCACUAAAAAUAAUGAACCACAAUGACUAACAGCACAUUAAAUAUUUCUGCUUAUAUUUUUCAGUUAGUUGAUGAAGACACCUUUUUUAAUAGGACACUAGACUGAGCUCAGAAACUACUCUAAAUGUAAUUGUAUCUGUUGGAUGUUAGUUUGCUUUG